Messenger RNA from Hyaloscypha bicolor E, 2376 nucleotides. RefSeq lists its product as uncharacterized. The record is from RefSeq and is a predicted model, not a curated record. The transcript is spliced from 7 exons. Lineage: Eukaryota; Fungi; Ascomycota; Leotiomycetes; Helotiales; Hyaloscyphaceae. Bases 1 to 2376 code for a protein of 791 amino acids. Gene Ontology annotation, molecular function: protein binding.
AUGUCGAGCCUAGGCGACCCCCUGGACUUUUUGAAGAAGCGUCUGGAACAAAAGGGCCGCUUAUAUUACUGCGACAACGAUUUGGUAUUCCUGGAAUGUCUCUCGGGAGGCAAGAUUCACAUUCGCGUGGAGGUAGAAGAAGAUUGCGGAGAGAAAAGGGAAUUUACAGUGGCUAGCUAUAAAGUAUCAGGUCAGCCAGCUAAAUUUACAGGAGCUUACAGUGCAGAAGCUUUAUCUGGCGAAUCAAGGCCUUCUGAAUCGAGAGAAACCUCCGAGAGAAGCAUAACCACUACUACUGCCACUACAUCCGCGGUUUCAGAUAAAUUAGUCCCUACGAGCUCUUGCGCUUCGCCAAAGCGAGGUGCGCCAGGAAUCUCGACCCAACCUCCUACGAAGAGGCAGCAAACAUCUCAAGUGUCUAGCAAAAGCGCUACCGCUACGUCCACACCCACAAGUAGCCUAGCACCCGGACGUCUUAAUGCGAAUGCUACUCCAAUAACUCGUCCACUUCAAGCGCUUGCGUUAAAGCUUAAGUCCUCCGUGACUACCGGGCCUUCUUGGAUAACGAAAGACGUUCCAAUUUACGAUAGCGAUAUUUCUGAAGACGGGAAUGAUCAAUUCGACCACCCUCACAUCGUUUGCAAAGAUGUCUGCAAUGACAAGGCAAAGGGAUUAUAUGGCAUGCUUAUGGAAGCCGCGACAUCGACCCACGAGCAGCCAAAUCACUUUAGAGGCCCAGUACAUCUAUGCAGCAAGAAAAAGCCCGAAAGGGAGGAGACAACGAAGAGAGCAUUCGAGAUUGUGACGCGCAAUGCAAACCUGGAUGAUAAAAGUGGCCUUGGAAGGUUAUCGUUGGUGAGUCUAUGCCUGGAAUUUGCCGAUUUAGUGCAUGGCGAGUUACAGAAGAAGGGCCAAACAUUUGAUACCGAACGGAAUCGAUCAUCGAGGGCAAAUAAGAAGUAUGGUAAAUGGGAUGUAAACAACAAAGACUUGGCUCAGGUUAUGAACGAUAUUUUCAUGGACGGCAAUUUGAAUAUACCGGAUGCAGAUUCUAAGUAUUUCAUGCUGGAGGCGCAAACGGGAAAAAACUAUAGACCACCUGGUAGCUAUGAUAUGAGAAAUAGGGCUUUAGAAAUCUGGUGUCUCGGAAGGAAAUGCCGGAUUUUGUUGGAGCAAGCUGGGCCUGGUGCGAUAUGGUUUGCAGCUUGGGGUGCUAGUUUCUAUCCUCAGUACUCGCUGAAGAAGCGAUUUCGCCCAUUCUGCCUUAGUCAUAAGGGCUUCAUUGACGGUGAUAUGAGAUUCAUCCGGUUCGAUCGCCAUAUGUUUACCGCAUACGCUGACGAAAGCUGCCUUUACUGGAGAAAACAGAUGGAAGAUUAUGGUAUCCCUAUUGAUGCUACCCUGGACCCUCCUAUGGUUCAACCUGGUGAUAUGUUUUACCGUGGCGCUUUCAACGAAGGGGCGAGGACCUACAACGUCGAGAUGUUCUCACCUAAAGAAAUCAAAACUUACAUCACAAACAGGACAGUUGGAACUGGCUCCAGUGGGAUCCCUGAUUGGGAAGAGCACAUAACGAAGCAUGGCGUUUGGUCUCGCAAAUAUCCAUGCUGUGCUGUGUGGAAUAAACCACCGAUUCAAGUUUUCGAUACAGAGAUUCCAGAGCUCGGAAGAGCUCUCAGGGCAACACGGAAACUGAACCCGGGUGAUUAUGUUGCGGAACAUGCUGGGGUGUGCAGGCGCGAAGAACAGUGCACAAAAGAUGGGGAAACAGGGAAUCAAAGUAGGAAGGAGAAAGACAGGAUGGAGCUUGUAAUACCUGGUGGAGGCAAGUGGCUUAUAUAUCAGGAGAGCAAGUGGAGCCUCACUAAAUACGCCAAUCAUUAUGAGGAGCCGAAUAUUGAAUGGGUGACUGAAGAAGUCUCUAAUGCCUAUCGAAUCUUGCUCAGGGUAAAGGAGGGCUGUUGUAUCAUGCCAGGAGGCGAACUGACGGUUGACUACGGUAACCAAUACUGGAGAGUCGGAGAAGUGGUAAUGCAUGUUCGCCUGGUUGAUCAACUCGAUCCGCGGUUUGGCUGGCUGGUUCAGCAGCUGUGCCGGCUAGGGCUGUUAAAAGCCGAAAACUCGAUAUUUGAAGCCCAAUUGCCGUUUAGCCAGUCAAAGCUUGGCGAAUUUAUCAUCAAAGGGCAGGGACGAGUGAUAGAUACCGGCUGCGCGUAUCGCGUCAAAAGACGACGAUUGGAUCUGGCUAUGUGGGACGAUGACCAUAGUAGUUAUGGAGGGGGAACAGAGAGGCGAGUGCCUGAGAUGCACGCAAGAAUCACAGGAACUUCUACUGGCCGAGAGGGAUGGAACCAGAAAGGAGAGGAAGAGGGCUAA